Molecule: messenger RNA, 4105 nt
Organism: Solea senegalensis (Senegalese sole)
Lineage: Eukaryota; Metazoa; Chordata; Actinopteri; Pleuronectiformes; Soleidae
Gene: mib1
Product: MIB E3 ubiquitin protein ligase 1
Exons: 22
Coding region: 691-3819 (1042 amino acids)
Biological process (GO): protein ubiquitination
Cellular component (GO): cytoplasm
Molecular function (GO): ubiquitin-protein transferase activity; zinc ion binding; protein binding
Source: RefSeq, a predicted model, not a curated record
UCUUCGGGCUUUUCCGUUUUCCUCCGUAGCUAGUUGUUGCUCGUCUGAGAUCUGAACGAUGAUUGACAAUAAUGGCGACGCGUUCAUCCUAAGUUGACUCCAGGGAACCUUCUCUGGCUGACAAAGUGAACGUCUUGGAUGGAUCGUUCGUGCCACACACAACACCAUUAAGGAUAAACAGCCACAAACGGAUUACUUUGAUCUCAGCGACAAAGACUUGCUAGCCCAGAUAGGUUUAUCCUGCUAGCACUGCGAUAGUUAGCAACUCGUAUUGCUAGCCUGCUAAGUUGAGGAGGUAGGAGGUAUUCCUCUGUGUGGGGUGGAGGAGAGGGACAGGGAGCUUGCUAAGUAGCACGGUCUAGCUAACCCAUAUAUGUAACAACUAAAUGGGUGUUUGUGACAAUUUAGUUUCGUAUUAUCGAAGGCAACACCGAUGUGGCACUGGCUUGCAACGUUAACGUUAGCUUGUGGGAGAAGUUGAGUUGUCCAACAGUCUCCUUAGGUUGCUAACUAAGCCAGCAGCAGGCUAGCUUUGUGGAUUGUUCCAGUCUCUUUCCUGUCUGGACUUGCUGCUACCACUUGCGUUUGGAAACUGUCCACCGUCGCACCGUUAACUAAGCUGGCUAGCAAACACUGCUAGCUCGCUACUUUUGUAAGAAUAACUGUGGCAUUGUCGAGAUCUCUUCGUAAAUGACCACCGGCAGGAAUAACCGGGCGAUGAUGGAAGGAGUCGGGGCGAGAGUGGUGCGCGGACCGGACUGGAAGUGGGGGAAGCAGGACGGAGGAGAGGGACAUGUUGGCACCGUCAGGAGUUUUGAAAGUCCAGAAGAGGUGGUUGUUGUCUGGGAUAAUGGGACGGCUGCUAACUACCGUUGUUCUGGAGCAUACGACGUGAGGAUAUUAGACAGUGCACCAACAGGCAUCAAGCACGAUGGAACCAUGUGUGACACCUGCCGUCAACAGCCCAUCAUUGGUAUUCGCUGGAAAUGUGCUGAGUGCACCAAUUACGACCUUUGCACAACCUGUUACCAUGGAGACAAGCAUCACCUGAGACAUCGGUUCUACAGGAUCACCACCCCUGGCAGUGAGAGAGUACUUUUGGAGUCACGGCGCAAGUCGAAGAAAAUCACUGCCCGAGGGAUCUUCACUGGUGGCCGGGUGGUGAGAGGAGUGGACUGGCAGUGGGAGGACCAGGACGGAGGCAAUGGGAGGAGGGGAAAGGUGACAGAGAUCCAGGACUGGAGUGCAGCCAGUCCUCACAGUGCUGCCUACGUUCUGUGGGACAAUGGGGCCAAGAACCUGUACCGUGUUGGCUUUGAGGGAAUGUCGGAUCUGAAAUGUGUCCAAGACGCCAAAGGAGGCUCGUUUUACAGAGACCACUGUCCUGUUUUAGGUGAGCAGAAUGGCAACAGAAAUCCUGGAGGUCUACAGAUUGGAGAUCUGGUCAACAUUGACUUAGACCUUGAGAUUGUCCAGUCCCUCCAACAUGGCCACGGUGGGUGGACUGACGGCAUGUUUGAGACUCUCACGACCACCGGCACAGUAUGUGGCAUCGAUGAGGAUCACGAUAUUGUGGUUCAGUACCCCAGUGGGAACAGAUGGACGUUCAAUCCAGCCGUGCUGACAAAGGCCAACGUAGUGCGCAGCGGGGAAGUUGCGGCCGGUGCAGAGGGAGGCACUUCCCAGUUCCUAGUGGGAGACCUGGUCCAGAUUUGCUACGACAUCGACCGCAUCAAGCUGCUGCAGAGAGGCCACGGAGAGUGGGCUGAAGCCAUGCUGCCUACCUUAGGCAAGGUGGGUCGUGUGCAGCAAAUCUACUCUGAUAGUGACCUGAAGGUCGAGGUUUGUGGAACUUCUUGGACGUACAAUCCUGCUGCUGUCACUAAGAUCGCCCCCUCUGGCUCAGCUGUCAGCAACGCCUCUGGAGAGCGUCUGUCUCAGUUGCUGAAGAAACUGUUUGAGACGCAAGAGUCUGGAGACAUCAAUGAGGAGCUUGUCAAGGCGGCAGCCAAUGGAGACCUGGCCAAGGUGGAAGACAUUCUUAAGAGACCGGAUGUGGAUGUGAAUGGACAGUGUGCUGGACACACUGCUAUGCAGGCAGCCAGUCAGAACGGUCACGUGGAUGUCCUAAAGUUGCUGCUUAAACACAGUGUGGACCUGGAAGCUGAGGACAAAGACGGAGACCGUGCGGUGCACCACGCAGCCUUUGGUGAUGAGGGCUCUGUCAUUGAGGUGCUGCAGAGGGGCGGUGCCGACUUGAAUGCCAGGAACAAGCGAAGGCAGACUCCGUUACACAUAGCUGUCAACAAAGGCCACUUGCAGGUGGUCAAAACCCUGCUGGACUUUGGAUGCCACCCCAGCCUCCAGGAUUCAGAGGGAGACACGCCCCUGCAUGAUGCCAUAAGCAAGAAGAGAGAUGACAUGCUGUCGGUGCUGCUCGAGGCCGGUGCUGACGUCACCAUCACUAACAAUAACGGGUUCAAUGCCUUGCAUCACGCAGCACUACGUGGGAACCCCAGUGCCAUGCGUGUGUUGCUAUCCAAACUGCCGAGGCCUUGGAUUGUAGAUGAGAAGAAGGACGAUGGUUACACCGCACUGCACCUGGCCGCCCUCAAUAACCACGUGGAGGUGGCGGAGCUGUUAGUGCACCAGGGUAGCGCCAGCUUAGACAUCCAGAAUGUCAACCAGCAGACAGCAUUACACCUGGCAGUGGAACGCCAACACACCCAGAUAGUACGGCUGCUGGUGCGAGCAGAAGCCAAGCUGGAUGUGCAGGACAAGGAUGGGGACACACCACUUCACGAGGCACUGCGUCACCACACACUGUCCCAAUUGCGACAGCUCCAAGAUAUGCAGGAUGUCAGCAAAGUGGAGCCGUGGGAACCCUCAAAGAACACGUUAAUCAUGGGCCUGGGCACCCAGGGGGCAGAGAAGAAGAGUGCAGCAUCCAUCGCCUGCUUCCUGGCAGCUAAUGGAGCGGACCUGACCAUUCGUAACAAGAAGGGCCAGUCCCCUCUAGACCUGUGUCCUGACCCCAGCCUCUGCAAAGCUCUUGCCAAAUGUCACAAAGAAAAGAGCAGUGUCCAGGUGGGCACCCGCAGCCCGUCUCUGAACAGCAACAUCGAAUCACUGGAGGAGUGUAUGGUGUGUUCUGACAUGAAGAGAGACACUCUGUUCGGACCGUGCGGACACAUCGCCACCUGCUCUCUCUGCUCCCCGCGUGUCAAAAAGUGUCUCAUCUGCAAGGAGCAGGUCCAGUCAAGAACCAAGAUUGAGGAGUGUGUAGUCUGCUCUGACAAAAAGGCAGCCGUCUUGUUCCAGCCCUGUGGUCACAUGUGCGCUUGUGAGAACUGUGCCAGCCUCAUGAAGAAAUGCGUACAGUGUCGGGCUGUAGUAGAACGCCGCACUCCCUUCGUUCUGUGCUGUGGAGGGAAAGGUAUGGAGGAUGAUGCCGCUGAUGAUGAUGAUGAUGAUGAUGAUGAUGAUGAUGAUGAUGAUGACCUUACAGGGAGCUCUAACACUAUGGCAGGGGGGUCGCAGGAGCUUCUCCAGCCCAACAAUCUGGCACUAAGUUGGUCCAGUGGAAACAUCCCUGCCCUGCAGAGAGACAAGGACAACACUAACGUCAACGCUGACGUACAGAAGCUGCAGCAGCAGCUCCAAGACAUUAAGGAGCAGACCAUGUGUCCAGUGUGUCUGGACCGACUGAAGAACAUGAUUUUCAUGUGCGGCCACGGCACCUGCCAGCUGUGCGGGGACCGGAUGAGCGAGUGCCCCAUCUGCCGCAAGGCCAUCGAGCGCCGCAUCCUCCUCUAUUAGGUCCCCCGCGCAGACUCUCUCUCACUUCUCUUAAAGUUCACAGCAACCACACUUGCAAAGCUGCAACCACACCUGCCGCUGCUGCUGCUGCUGCUGCUGCUCCCGCUGCCGCCACCGCCGCUGCUGCUCCUCGACCAUCGUCACGGCGCCCGAGUCAGCCAGCUAAGAACGUCCACAAAUGUCUUAGUCUACACUACAAAUUCUCUCUUCAUGGCUUAUGUUCACAUGGAAUUUCUGUUACGAAACACUUCAUCACUUCUGCUAUGGUUUCCUUCACGCGUGCGUC